CUCGUGCUCUAGGCCUACAUGGUUUUGUGGUUAUUUUAGUUGGUGCUUUGAGAUUUUUGAUCACAUUUUAUUAAUUACCUUAAUUUUAGGACUGAUCAUUCCCUCAUAUUAUCAAGAAUUCACUUUUACUUUGUGAAAACCGUUGAGGGACUAGUCAUCAAUCAUCCAGGAUUAUUUCGAGUAAUCAAAUCCCGAUCCCUCUUGAACAUUCAUUGCAAAGAGUGGAUUAGUAAAGGGCAAAAUCGGCACUUCGGAAAUGAAAACUACGGCCGCAUUAAAGAGGCAUAGUGAGGCAGAGAGAAGGAGAAGAGAGAGAAUUAACGCACACUUGCAAAUCCUCCGUGAUCUUGUGUGCACCAAAGAAAAGAUGGACAAAGCCACAUUACUGGGUGAAGUGGUGAGCCAGCUAAAAGAAUUAAAGACAGCUGCAAAACAUGCCACGGAAGGCUUGAAUAUCCCAAUCGACACUGACGAUGUCAAUAUCGAAAUGAUCAAUGGUCUGUUUUAUAUAAGGGCAUCGAUUUGCUGCGAUUACGGGCCUGAAUUGUUGUCGGGUAUAAAAGAAGCCCUCAUUGAUCUACCUUUUCGACUUUCUGAGUGCAAGAUAUCGACAUUAGGUGAUAGAGUUAAAAUUGUUUUAAUAAUGAGUAAAGGCGAAAAGAAGGAGGAUACUGAAUUGCUCGUGACUUCUCUUCGUGCAGCAUUAUGCGAUAUAAUCAAGAAGGCGUCAGCUCUGGCUGAGUACCCUCGGCAGUUGCAUUUUCCGCUUAAGAGGCAACGGGUUUUGUAUGACUGAAAUUCUAUAAAAUUUUAUAGAUGUCAGGGUGUUAUUUAUGCUCGAUUUUUUUUUUUGUGUGUGGAAUUUUAUCACAUGGUUUUUCAGUUGUACAUAUUGUUUAUCUAAGAACAUAUUGUAUGCAUGUGUAAUAGUGAUACAUGAGCGUGUCGUGUGUUGCUUUUUAGAAAGCCUAAUUUAAGGUAUGCA
This is a messenger RNA of Striga asiatica, 985 nucleotides long. The record is from the annotation of a GenBank genome assembly. NCBI's taxonomy places the organism in Eukaryota, Viridiplantae, Streptophyta, Magnoliopsida, Lamiales, Orobanchaceae.